Molecule: messenger RNA, 1433 nt
Organism: Amphiprion ocellaris (clown anemonefish)
Lineage: Eukaryota; Metazoa; Chordata; Actinopteri; Pomacentridae
Gene: lsm11
Product: LSM11, U7 small nuclear RNA associated
Exons: 4
Coding region: 216-1226 (336 amino acids)
Biological process (GO): mRNA 3'-end processing by stem-loop binding and cleavage
Cellular component (GO): U7 snRNP
Molecular function (GO): U7 snRNA binding
Source: RefSeq, a predicted model, not a curated record
CACUGUCCACUCUGCGGCUGUUUCAAACAUGGAGGAGCGGGCCUCAACUGAACUCAUGACAUGUGAUGCAUAGAGUUUUAUUGGCCUUUAAUAUUUAAAAAAGUGGUUUGAACUUAAUAAUCUAGGUUCGUAGUGGCAACCGUUCAGUUUUAUAUUCGAUAGUUGGCGGUAAUGUACCAUAAAGCUAACUGCUACAAAACACCAGAAGAAGAAAAAUGGAGGAGAGGGAAAGAAAAAGUGUAAAAUCUGACAGCAAGGAGACAGAAACAGCACCUUGUUCGAGCUCUGCAUCGGCACCGGAGCAACCAAAGACAGACGGUAAAACUGGGGACGACGACGCGCUUAAAACAGACAUCUGCUCUGAUAAAUUCGACCCUCUCCUGGCCUUGUAUUCUCCGACUGCGCCCCCUCUUCCCUUUCCAAACAUCAAGUGCUUCAACAAUGUGGCCGAGUACGAGAGCUUUCUCAAAGGCGGUCGAGGUAGAGCAAAGCCGGAGAAUGUGGAGAAAAAGCGGCGGAAGGCGAUGAAAGGAGUGGCGGACCCGGAGCGCAUCGAGAGGCUGAAGAAUCUCAUGGUGAAGAAACCAGAGUCAGAAGAAGGGGAGAGCAGCAGCGGCACGACGCAGAGGAGGAGGAAGCAGAGACCCCAGAAAAAUGUUCUGACAAGGAUGCCCUUAUGUAAAGGCAGUCCUUUGGGGGAGCUGUACCGAUGUGUUGAGGAAAGGAUCAGAGUGAAAGUUCACAUUCGGACCUUUAAAGGCCUGAGGGGAGUUUGCUCAGGCUUUGUUGUGGCCUUUGACAAGUUCUGGAAUAUGGCAAUGGUGGAUGUAGAUGAGACAUACAGAGAGCCUCUAUUUGGGGAGGCAUUCUACCAUGAGAAAGCCCUCACCAUUUCACGGUUGUUUGAGAAGCUGAAUCUCCAGGAAGGCUCAGGAGGCGAUGAGCCAGUGAAGAAGCAGGAAGCCAAAGAAAAAUCCAGCAAACAUCAGCCGGCAGAUGCCAAAACUACCCCGAAAAGCUGCUCGGCUCAGCCCACCAGUGUGAAAGGGGACAGCAGGACAGCAGAGUCUAAGCUGCCACAGGAAGUUAAAACCACACAAGGGAAACAGAAAGUCUCAAUGAAGGCCCAGGGUCCUCAGACGUAUGGCAAGGUCCAUACACGCCACAUCAACCAGCUCUUCAUCCGUGGUGAGAAUGUUGUCCUGGUUAACCCACAGCCACUCUGAUGUUUUUCCUGUUUGAUUAUUUACUCUGGAAAAAAGGGAAGUUUUCUACAACACGUGAAGUACUGCGAGAGACUGCUGCGAUUUAACUGGAUUCAAAUGAAUCAAACAUGGACAACUGUUAAAUCAUAUUGAUAUGGAGAAUUUUAUCUGUCCACCGGAGAAAUUUACAUGCUAUAGAGAAAUAAAAGCUUCUUGGUGCUAAUUCUA